Molecule: messenger RNA, 3079 nt
Organism: Drosophila obscura
Lineage: Eukaryota; Metazoa; Arthropoda; Insecta; Diptera; Drosophilidae
Product: tubulin glycylase 3B-like
Exons: 4
Coding region: 205-2592 (795 amino acids)
Biological process (GO): cilium movement; cilium assembly; protein polyglycylation
Cellular component (GO): cilium
Molecular function (GO): protein-glycine ligase activity, initiating
Source: RefSeq, a predicted model, not a curated record
AAUGUUUUUUAAGUCAAUACAGUUUUCGUUUGUGUUCGAAACUGUUUGGGCUUCAGCUUCAAAAUUCCUCGUUAAUUGGCUGCCGGCGGACCAGCUGCUUUGGCAACGAGCACAAAAACAGGCUACGGGAUUAAGGGAUCCAAGACACCACCAGCAACCCCAGUACAUAGCAUCACAGCAGCAGCAGCCACGCUCGAGCCUGCCAUGGCCACCAAAGGACACCCACCUACACAACGCAGCGCGACCAGCCUGCCGUUGCCGACGAAUCACCGCAGCCGGUACUACAAUCCCGUCUCGAAGAUUCAGUCGAUCAUCCACAACCUGGACUCUGAGCUGGGGCAGCUGUGCAGUCUGUGUUCGGGGCCAAAGCCGCCAGGCAGCAGCAACAAUAACGACAGCAGCCACCACAGACGGGGCCACGGGGCCACCGUUGCCGCUGGAGCACUUGGAUCAAGGGCCCAUGCCAAGCACAAGAUAAGCGACCAAUAUUACCAGGAUAGCAUCAGUAAAUUGCUGGCCCGGACACGCUCCACAUCGACCUAUGGCUCCGUCAUACCACCAGCACGCUUGCCUCUGGCGCCCGAUGCACAGAGGCGUCAGCUGAGGAACGUGUACCGGACGCGGGUGAUGGAUGCCUAUCGCAACCGGAGAAUCUUCACGGUGCACGGCAACUAUCAUACAGUGCGACGGGCCCUGUUGAGGCGAGGUUGGCUGGAGAAGCUGCCGGCUUCGCGGUACACCAAUCUGCAGAGCAUGUCCGAGGAUUCGCUGCUGGAGCAUGCGCGACGGGGCAACGACUACGAGACGGUGGUCCUAUCGAAGAUGGUCAGCAAUUUUCCCUCGUUCUUCAUUUGGCAGGGCAAGGGUCAGCGCGAUCUGUUCGCCGAGGUGCGGCCAUUCCGCAACCGGGUGAGGCGCAGCCAUUUCCUGGACUUCUCCACCAAGGUGGGGCUGGUCGGGUGCGCCGAGCAGGAGGGCUGGUAUCGCGAGGACGGCGUCUGCGGCAUGAGCUAUCCGCGCUUCUAUCGCCUGGGCAGCAAGAGUGUGGAGGAGCGCAUGGCCUUCAUCGAGGACUACCAGCAGACGCAGGCGCGCUCCGUGCUGCGAUACAUCAUGGAACAUAAGCCCCAGGAGCUGAUAGACACGGACAACGGCACCAUCAUGAGCAGCCACCUGGACUUUGCCCUGACCAAGGUCAAGCAAAUGGUCAGACAGGCGCAGCACUGCUCCCUCGACGAUGCGCGGGCCAAGCCGCCCACACCCACCGAAGUCGUGGAGAUCCAAACGUUCAUGGUGCAGUCCGCGGAGGUGCUAAAGUCGCAGGCCAAGUUCCGGGUGAACGAGACGGUCAUGAAGGAGUACGUCCGCCUGGCGACCCAAUAUAUCGACCAGAUCGAGAGCCUGCGUCCCGACUAUCGCUGGGAUGGCAGCCGCAACCUGUGGAUCCUCAAGCCGGGCUAUCAGUCGCGUGGCAUUGGCAUCGUCAUACGCAGCUGCCUGGAUGAGAUUCUCCAAUGGACAUCGAGCAAUCAGAUCAAGAAGUACAUUGUCCAGAAGUACAUAGAACGUCCCUAUCUGGUGUAUCGCACAAAGUUCGACAUACGCCAGUAUAUGCUGCUGACAAUUGGGGAGUCAAAGGUAACCGUGUGGACAUAUCGCGAUUGCUAUCUGCGCUUCAGCUCGCAGGAGUUCACCAUGGACGAUCUGCGGGAGUCGAUCCAUCUGACCAACAAUUCGGUGCAGAAGCGCUACAAGAACAAGCUGAGUCGCGAUCCCCGCCUGCCCAGGAGCAACAUGUGGUCGCUGGACCAGUUCAAGACCCAUCUGCGGGCAGUGUGUGCUCCGGAUGACACGUGGUCGAACAUCUACAAUGGCUUCAAACAGAAUCUGGUGGCCGUGGUGAUGGCCAGCCUGGAUGAGACCGAACUGGUGAAGAACGCCUUCGAGCUGUAUGGCUGCGACUUCAUGCUGGACGAGCACUACAAUCCCAUCUUGAUUGAGAUCAACGCCACGCCGGAUAUGUCACCCUCCACGGAGGUCACAGCCAAGAUUUGUCCCGUUGCCAUCAAGGACUGCAUACGCGUGGUGGUGGAUCUGGCCAAGAAUCCCUUGGCACCCACCGGCCUGUUCGAGCGAGCCUUUGAGGUCAACUACACCAUCAACAGAGGCUCCGAUGGUGUGCAGCAUCCCCUCGAGCUCAACGGCAAGCAGAUGACCAUCUUCGAGGACCUGCCCAAGCUCAAGAACAAAAAUCGCACCCGUAUACUCCGCGAAAUACUCAGCAAUAUGAAGGUCUCUGCGGGUCGCAAGCUGGACAAGAUGAAGAAGGCACCGGCCAAAGAGGCCAAGGCAAACGCUUCCUCCAAGAAGAAGUUCCCUCAAAAGAAGGUGCCAAGGAGGGCGUCUAAGUCAAGGGCGAGUUUGGAGGCACCUGCAGAGCUCCAACAUUCGGGACCCAAGACGAUCUUGAGCUCAGCCACUCGCGAGAAUCUGGCACUAGAACAUACAGCACCAAAGGGAUUUCCACUGCCGGAGAGAAGAAUGGGAGGCAUCUCCACUCUGUCCCAGAUGGCAGCCGUACCGCCACCUUAGAGCCUCAAAGAUCUACCGGAAAUGGAGCGUCAAUCGCUGCAUAUAAAAUUAGCUCGGAAGUAAAAACCUUUGGACAUCAAAAGGACUCUUAAUAAAUCGGCCGGCAACAACAAGCAGCAGCAGAAAUAAAGAACAUAUUAUAAUAUUUAAAUCGGAGAUCUGCCGCCAGACUAUGGGCCAAAAGGUAAGACAGAGAAAUGAGAAGGUUUUCUGCAUUUGGUUAUCUGACUUGCCUUUGUUUUUUUCUUGCAGCAAAUUCAGCAAGGCAAAUGUAAGGGCACAAGAUUGUUGCCCAAAAGAGAGAGAAAGAUAGUAAUCUCAAAAGCCUGCUCUUACGUUUCUCUUAGUGUAGAUAUUUAGAUCUCUCACUCUAAAGUAAAUGGCUGUCUUGGUCGGGAAAAUAUCAUCUGCUGCGGUUGUUUAUAAUGUAAAUAGGUUGGGGCCUGUGCGCAAACAUAUCUAAUAAAAUGAUAAAGUAGCUCUGCCA